Molecule: messenger RNA, 2425 nt
Organism: Odontomachus brunneus
Lineage: Eukaryota; Metazoa; Arthropoda; Insecta; Hymenoptera; Formicidae
Product: tRNA (guanine(10)-N2)-methyltransferase homolog
Exons: 9
Coding region: 85-1488 (467 amino acids)
Biological process (GO): methylation
Cellular component (GO): cytoplasm
Molecular function (GO): nucleic acid binding
Source: RefSeq, a predicted model, not a curated record
AGUAAGGUUAUGUUUAGUUAUUACUUAUAAUAAUAAAGCCAUAUUUAAGUGUAUUAGUAAAUAUAAGUAGUAUCACACACAACAAUGAGCAAUCGAUUGAAAAGAUAUCUUUUUUGGUUUGCUCAUGAACAUGUUGACUUUCGAUUUCCUGAAAUGGAGUCCAUAUUCAACAUGUACAACAUUAAUUUAUGCACAGUAAUUAAACCAAAGGAACAUCCUUAUUGGAUUCUGGAAUUACCCGAUGAGAAUAUAGUACAUGAAAUUGCCAGUAGAGCAGUUUCAUUACGUUUCUGUUUGGAGUUGUGGGCACAAGGGAAACAAACCGAAGAUUUACAUAAUUCUUUAAAGGCUUAUUCAGCUGAAAAUUCAAAAACUUUUGCCGGAGAUAAAAGAUCAUUUAAAAUUAUAGUGGAGACUUUCUGUAAACAUUUCUCACAAAGUGAAAAAGUAAAUAAAAUUGAAUCUUUCAGUUACUUACCUCUUGAAGGACCGGUUAAAUUAAAAAACCCAGAUUACACUUUAUACUAUAUAGAAUACUAUGGACUUAAUCCUAACAAUAUUCCUGAGAAGCCAUAUGAUUACUUCUUUGGAAGAUGGAUUGCAGACGGUCAACGGGAUUUAAUUCAAAAGUUAUCAUUAAAAACUAGAAAAUUUAUAGGAAAUACAUCAAUGGAUCCCCAGCUAUCACUGAUAAUGGCGAAUCAGGCGCAAGUUAAAAAAGGAGACCUAGUUUUUGAUCCAUUUGUAGGGACAGGUUCCUUAUUAAUUUCUGCAUCUCAAUUUGGGGGAUAUACAUUUGGAACAGAUAUCGAUUUUAUGAUGCUUCACGGCCGUACAAGACCUACGCGAAUAUCACAAAAGGUAAGAGAAAAAGACGAAAAUAUUGAAGCGAAUAUGUCUCAAUAUGGAACAAGCUGUUAUUAUCUUGACGUUGUGGUGGCAGAUUUCUCGUACCCACUUUGGCGGUCAGGCCUACAAAUAGAUGCCAUCAUAACGGAUCCGCCUUAUGGUAUAAGGGAAGCUGCAGAGCGUAUAGGUACCAUGAAGUUAAAUCCAAUGAUAGAAGAACAUCAAGUAACUUCUCAUAUUCCUUCUAAAAUUGAUUAUGGACUGAAUCAAAUAUACAAAGACUUAUUGUGCUUCUCUGCAAAACAUUUGAGGCUUAAUGGCAGAUUGGUAUAUUGGUAUCCAUUGUUUAGGGACCAAUACAUUGAGAAUCAGUUACCAGCACAUUCCUGCUUAGAGCUGGUAGCCAAUUCCGAACAGAUAUUGAGUAAUUAUACCAGUCGAAGAUUGUUAACUUAUAAGAAAGUUAAAGAACCAGAGGCAAAUGACGAGAGCGUCACUAUGAAUUUGAUUGACUUUCGUGAGAAAUAUUUUGCGUUACGCGAGGAAACUAGGAAAGAAAAGCGAAUGAGGAAAGCCGAAGAAAGAGUGAAAAGACGAAAAGACUGGGAACGUAGUAACAGAGAAACUACUGAAAGAUGACUGUAAAGUUUUAUUUUGUAUAGGAAUGGAUAUUAAAUGUCUUUUUUUCAAUUGUGUGUAUGUGUGCGUGUGUGUACAUGUAUGUGCGUGUGUCUUCUAAAUUAUUACUUCUCACAAUAAGAAGUUAUUUAUUAAAAUAUUAUCAGAAUCGUGUUCAUUCGUGUCAUCCAACAGAAAAGUUCCAGUCCCUUGUAAGUUAAGAAUUUUUAUUAGUACUCCUACAAACACAUUUAUACAGUUAUAGUCUUUCUUGAUUUAUUUCCUAGCAUCCACAAUUAAAGAGAAUGACGAAAAAAUCGCACGAAAAUAUAUAUAUGCAGAAACAACCACUAAUUUUAGUUUAAUGGCACAUAAAAAUCAAUAAUAUAUUAUUAGACAAAAGUGAUAAUAAUUAUAAAAUUAACAACGAAUUUACAUUUAUUUUGUAACACAGCAAAAUACGAAAAUGUGGAUGUAUAUUUAAAAGAUAGUUACAUAUAUAGCGCUCACCACAUUAACCUGUUACAUUAUGUAUUGAUAAUUUGGAUAAAAUUACUGAGGAAAUGUAUAUUAUGUAAUUAAAGAAUAGUGAAGUAAUAGGCGAUACUUUUGAAAUGUGGUCGUGUGAUUGGAGUUUGUGGUUUAAUUGGACAGAUUUAGAAAACAUGUGUAAAGUUUCUCGUGCGCGUAUGAGUCUUCAGAAAUUGUUAUUACAACGCCUUUAAACAUACGCAGUUACAACAUUGAAAUAAAUAUAGAAAUUGUUAACGUAAAUAAUCGUACCUAAGCUUCAAGUUGCAAUUGUCCUAAUAGACGUUCUACGUUUUUAACAUCUUCGUUCAAAACCUUCUUUUCGUAUUGUUUCUCGAUUUGUUUACUAGCCCACUCGCUCAACUUUAUCGCCUCUUUUUUCUUAGAUGCGGGACAUUUAGGUGACGUCGCGAUGUUAUUUGUCGUC